Messenger RNA from Panicum virgatum (switchgrass), 1477 nucleotides. Its product is annotated as dof zinc finger protein 2-like. The record is from RefSeq and is a predicted model, not a curated record. NCBI's taxonomy places the organism in Eukaryota, Viridiplantae, Streptophyta, Magnoliopsida, Poales, Poaceae. Gene Ontology annotation, biological process: regulation of DNA-templated transcription. Bases 282 to 803 code for a protein of 173 amino acids. Gene Ontology annotation, molecular function: DNA binding; DNA-binding transcription factor activity. The transcript has a single exon.
GUUGCAGCAGCUGCAGCGAGGGAGAUCUCCCGCGGCCGGCGGCCGAAACCCUUGCGCGGCCGGCCAAAUCUCCGGGCCACAUGACCCCGGCACAAUUUCUCAGCGUUUUCCGCCUGUUUUUUUUUUUGUUUUCUCUUCUGGGCGUCGCGGCUCCAUGCCACGGUCCAUGCUUCCCAGUCCAGGCACCAGCCUGAGAGAGACCUUCCAGUCCGAUCUUAAAAAAGGUUCGGGGAGCGGGCCGCCUCGGCGCCUCGCGCUGCUCUCCACCCGUCCGUCCGUCCAUGGCUAACCUCCCCGACGCGGACGCCGCGGGGUUCAAGCUCUUCGGCAAGGUCAUCCAGCCCCCCGACGCGCACCGCGCCGCGGAGGCGGGCGCCGAUCCUCCGCAGCCGCUGACGACGACGGCGGCGGCGCCGCCGCCGGUUCUUCCGCCUCCGCAGCCCCAGUCCCCGCCGCUCCCGCCGCCGGCUCUGCAGCUGCAGGCAGCCGGGGCGGGGGGCGCGGGUGCAGGGGCGGGGGGCGCGGGCGAGCCGCUGCCGUGCCCGCGGUGCGGGAGCCGGGAGACCAAGUUCUGCUACUUCAACAACUACAACGUGCGGCAGCCGCGCCACCUCUGCCGCGCGUGCCGCCGCUACUGGACGGCCGGCGGCGCGCUCCGCCGCGUGGCCUCCGCGUCCCCGGGCCGCCGCAGGCCGCGCCCGGCCGCUCGAUCGGCCGCCGCCGCCGCAAUCGCCGCCGCAAUCGCCACCGCGUCCUCCGCCUCCGCCACCGCCGCCGCCGAGGAGGGGGGCGGGGAGCGUUGACCCUGGGGGUCGCACGGCGCGGCCGCUCCGCUCGCUCGAGGCUUCCUCCCCGCGUGGGCGUGACGCCGUGGCGCGGUGCCGCGCGCCCGGGCCCACGCCCCAGUGACGGGCCGGCCGGCCUGCCGGCGCUCGGCCUGCGUGGGACCCCCGCGCCCCGUCGUCGUCCUUUUCACACGUAGCCCCCUCCUCGCCCUUUGGUUUUAUUAGGCUCUAUUUUUCAUAUACCUUUUUAGGAUUCUUUUGGUGGCCAAAAGGAUGCGGCCGGCCAGCUGCGACCGCAAGAGUUAAGUUUGGUAGGCGGUUUAAAAAGUGGGCUACUAUGAAUGAAUGUACAGUACUGCUGCUGUAAAAUUCGGCAACGGUGAAAUGGUGAGCUCAAGAAAUGGUGGUCAAAAGUGAGCCAUGGAACUAUGGAAGGAUCAUCAUUCUCCAUCCCCCACUUCCUCUUGCUUGGUUCACGUGUUUUACCCUCUGCGGUGCAGUUCAGUUAAUAGGACUAGUAUGUGCAGGUGACAUUCAAUGAAUGCUGGAUCAUGUGAAAUCUGUGACAACAUUCAGCGGCAGGUUGAUGCAGAUCUGGAAACUUGAAUGGGAAUCGAAAGGGGUAGGUAGAAGCUGUUGUUAUCACUACGGGCACUUUUGGAAUAAAUGAUAUUGUGUGGAGUUUCAGGACA